Messenger RNA from Paramecium octaurelia, 2045 nucleotides. The record is from the annotation of a GenBank genome assembly. Lineage: Eukaryota; Ciliophora; Oligohymenophorea; Peniculida; Parameciidae.
AUGGUAAUUUAAGAAAAAGUAAAAAAAGUAUAAAAAAAUAUAAAAAUAUUUAAAAAAGAAAUAUCUAAUAAAAACUAAAUCAAAGUAAUUUGCAAAAAUAAUCAAAGAAAAUCAAUUGAGUAAAAUUUAAUCCUAAACCUCUUAGGAUGAUAAGGAAGUAUAAACCAUUGUUAUUUAUUGACCUUGAUAUUUUGAUCACUAGCUAAAUUAUGAAUUAUAUUCUUCCUCAGUUUUCAGAUGAAAGAAGACUUAGAGUCUACUUUAAUAAUCUAAUAAACAAAUCAUCAUAAAUAAUUUCCUUUCGUCAAAAUGCUUUAGAUUUAACUAAGUAAUCUGGAAAAAUUCAAAGUUAAUAUUAAUUAACAGAAGUUAAAUUUAAGCAUUAUUCAUCAUACUACCUUUUAAUAAUAAUAUGUCCUAAAAUAAAUAGCAUCAUUUGGUACUAUAGAAGGUAUAUAAAAAUGAUGCUCACCAUUUACACUGAAAUAUUUGAAAAGAAUUUUUUAUCAAAAUAUUCACAAUUCAAUUCAACAUCCUCCUCCGAGCAACUAGGCUCGACAAGAUUAAUGGGGGCUUCAUCCCAAAAUCUCACAACUGUCNCGUUUAUGGGAUGUUAAGACAGGAUAAUAAAAAGCCAAAUUAGAUGGUCAUUCUAGUGCAGUUAAUUCAAUUUGUUACUCUCCUGAUGGUAUUACAGUAGCAUCUGGUAGUUAUGAUAAGUCAAUCCGUUUAUGGGAUGCUAAGACAGGAUAAUAAAAAGCCAAAUUAGUUGGUCAUUCUAGAACAGUUUAUUCAGUCAAUUUCUCUCCUGAUAGCAUUACAUUAGCAUCAGGUAGUGGAGAUAAGUCUAUCCGUUUAUGGGAUGUUAAGACGGGAUAAUAUAAAGCCAAAUAAGAUGGUCAUUCUAAUACUGUUACAUCAGUAAAUUUUUCUCCUGAUGGCGCUAUAUUAGCAUCUGGUAGUAAUGAUAAGUCUAUCCGUUUAUGGGAUGUUAAGACAGGAUAAUAAAAAGCCAAAUUACAUGGUCAUUCUAAUACUGUUACAUCAGUCAAUUUUUCUUCUGAUGGCACUACAUUAGCAUCUGGUAGUUAUGAUGACUCUAUCCGUUUAUGGGAUGUUAUAUCAGGAUAACAAAAAGCCAAGUUAGAUUGUUAUUCUGGAAUAGUUAUUACAGUCAAUUUCUCUCCUGAUGGUACUACAAUAGCAUCUGAUAGUUCAGACUAUUCUAUCCGUUUAUGGGAUGUUAAGACGGGAUAAUAAAAAGCCAAAUUAGUUGGUCAUUCUGGAAUAGUUAAUACAGUCAAUUUCUCUCCUGAUGGUACUACAUUAGCAUCUGGUAGCUCAGAUUAUUCUAUCCGUUUAUGGGAUGUUAAGACAAAAUAAUAAAAAGCCAUAUUAGAUGGUCAUUCAGAUCAUGUUAAAACAAUCAAUUUCUCUCCUGACGGCACUAUAUUAGCAUCUGGUAGUUUUGAUAACUCUAUCCGUUUAUGGGAUGUUAAGACAGGAUAAUAAAACGAUAAAUUAGAAGGUUUUCCUGGUUAUUUUAUGUCAGUCAAUUUCUCUCCUGAUGGCACUACAUUAGCAUCUGGUAGCGAAGAUAUGUCUAUCUGUUUAUGGGAUGUUAAGACAGGAUAAUAAAAAGCCAAAUUAUAUGGUCAUUCUAAUACUGUUACAUCAGUCAAUUUUUCUCCUGAUGGCACUAAAUUAGCAUCUGGUAGUUAUGAUAACUCUAUCCGUGUAUGGGAUGUUAAGAAAGGAUAAUUAAUCUUAUCUUCAGAUAAAUAAUUUUUAGACAUUCUAGCAUAAUUUUAACCUCCAACUUUUAAAAGCAAUAUUCUCCUAGAAAGUGGUAUAUUAUUAAUUAUUAUUUAGUUACAGUUCCUAUCACUUCACUUCUGAUAUCACAACAGCUAUUAUUUUAAUCUUAAGGAGCUCUAAUUUUUAAAGGUGAAUUUUUAAAUUACCAAGGUGUAGACCUAAAAUCAUUAUUCAAAUCAAAAGGAAGUUACAUUUUGGAAAACUAAAUUUUAUUAUAAAAACAAUGA